Messenger RNA from Sardina pilchardus (European sardine), 3533 nucleotides. Its product is annotated as leukemia inhibitory factor receptor-like. Lineage: Eukaryota; Metazoa; Chordata; Actinopteri; Clupeiformes; Clupeidae. The record is from RefSeq and is a predicted model, not a curated record. Gene Ontology annotation, biological process: cytokine-mediated signaling pathway. Gene Ontology annotation, molecular function: cytokine receptor activity; cytokine binding. Bases 231 to 2822 code for a protein of 863 amino acids. Gene Ontology annotation, cellular component: external side of plasma membrane; signaling receptor complex. The transcript is spliced from 18 exons.
UUACAUCCUGCAUUCUGUUGUAAUGAUGCAGUGAGUUGCGCUAACUUGGUGUGAAAGAGCGCAAAAUCACUUCCUUUAACCAAACUAUGACUAGGUUAAACAUACCCUACUAGCCUACUUGGUUUCUGAGUUUGGACAAGCCGUGAUCUUAACGGUUCGCAGCAAAGCGACGAAACAACUUGUUAUAGGCUAACCCUCGAAGUACCCCUCGCCUUAACCAUAAUGAAAUCAUGAUUGCUUCUCUUCUCGUGACAUCCUCUUUAAUCAUCAGUACAGUCCAAGGAGUGGCAGAUGAAUUGUCCCUUCCAAUACCACAGCUCAAGGAUGCACGUGUUAGCAGCAUAACCAAGACUAUAGAUGUUUUCUGGACAGAUGCACCAUCUUUAAUCGGCAAGCUAGAAAGUGUCAUUAAUGAAAUUGAAGUCUACAACCCUGGACAGAAAGAAGCUGUGCAUAGUGCGUCUGUUGUGAAAAGGCCAAACCUGACAGUCACCCAUGACUGGCAUUGGACCUCCCCCCUGCCACUUGAGUGUCUUUCACAUUCAGUGAGGCUUCGUGUCAGACACCAAAAUAAUGUCAGUGAGUGGACAGAUCACAGACAUGUCUCAGGUUCAGGUUCAGAUCACUCUAAACGUGCGCUUUACCCAGUGGAUCACGUAGGCUUAGUCGGCAGUAAAAAGAAAUUCUGCUGCAUCGUCCCAGAAGGAGAAACAGUCCACAAUGUUACGUUCAAUGACGUGCAGUCAAUGAACUACACCCAUGUGAGCCAGACCUACAUUUUUGAUGUAACACUGGAACCCGACGAUACUAGGGGUGAACAUCAUGUAUCUUGUCAAGAGAAAAAUGGUGGGGGAAGCACAGUUACAGUGUAUGCUGGCUAUUCUCCAGAGGUUCACAACUUUACAUGCGAGACAAGAAACCUCCGUGAUCUUAACUGUUCUUGGACACAGGGUAGAGAUAAAAACCUAAAAGGACUCCGUCGUACCAAAUAUAUUCUUAAUGAGGGUGUAAGGCCAUGUGAAACACAAUUCCAGUCUUCAGACCAGAAGUUCUGUUUCUCAGAAAUAUCUCCAAAUCAGGGGGAAACUGCAUGGAUACUGACAGCAGAAAAUAAAAUCAAUAAAACAAGUUUCACUUAUACAGCUGACCCCAGACACAGAGUGUAUUUGCCGGCUCCUCAACAUCUAAAAGCCUCACAUGUAAACUCCAGGAAUGCUAGUAUUCAAUGGCAUUGGCCUGAUGCCAACCUGAUGUUAUUAUCAAUGCAAUGUCAAGUACAGAUAACGUGGCCCAACAAAACAGAAGAUGUGAGAGAAGACACUGGAGUGGGCCUGAUCUCUAUGACCCUACGUGAUCUUCACCCGUACACUAACUAUUCCAUCAAGGUGCGAUGCGCCUCGAACAAGCACUUCUGGAAGUGGGGAGACUGGGCUGAAAUAAUCACAUUUCAAACCAAAGAGGACAUUCCUCAGGCUGUGGAUGUCUGGAUGACAGUCGACAACAACAACAGUAAUAUUGUGGUGUGGAAGAAGCUAGAGACUGAGCAGAGUCAUGGAGAGGUAAUGUCGUAUGAACUGUCAUGGAGUGGCCUCCAUAAGAAUUUGUACCCAACACAACACUGUUACAACAUGGACACUAUGAAUACGACUAUCACCAUCAAAGCCGUUAACAAUGUUGGCUACUCACAGCCUUCAACAAUCACCAUCCCAUCACAAACAGGAGAUGUGGAGACAACACGUGUUAAUGGCAGUAAUGGCGGUGUGGAGUUGACCUGGGACUCGACGCCUGGGGCCAGUUGUGGGUAUGUGGUGGACUGGUACCCUGUGGGCAGCCAGGACAAGUGUGACAUCCAGUGGAUAAAGAUACCAGCUGGCCAAACAAAUGCUACAAUCAAUUCAGGGUUUAUAGAUGGAGUGAGGUACACAUUUUCUCUAUAUGCCUGCACAACAGAUGCCCCAGAGUUGCAGUGGAGAUGGGAAGGUUAUGGACGAGAGCUGACACCAGAAAGGUCUUCAAGUGCCUUUGCUUCUCAGGAUGGUUUGGAUGUAGUCGUCACCUGGGAUGAGAUACCCUUGGUGCACCGGAGAGGAUUUAUUCAGAAGUAUGCAAUCAGCUAUUCCUCCAUUUCCCAUGAUUACUAUGAAGAGAUUCCAGAGAGUGAAGAAAGGAUGAAACGAAUUCCAAACCCCCGUGGUGAAUUCUACAACUUCCAAAUACGUGCUUUCACAUCUGCAGGUGAAGGUCCAGCUGGGAACUUUUCAUUCGAUCCCAGGCCACAGACUCGCCAGACCAUUAUACGCAGUAUCACGUCACUGGGAUUUGUCAUCAUAAUUGUUGCAGUUUUCAGUAUUCUGUGCUACCGAAAGAGGACAUGGCUGAAAGAGAAGUUAUACCCAGACAUUCCAGGUCCUCAACUUAAUUCCUCUACCUCAAAGGAAAUCCAUGACAUUCAGCUACUUGCGAUCCCUGCUGAGAAUGUGGAUUAUCUCUUGGCUUGUGAAUUGGAUGCUGAAGAUGGAGUAAUUUCAGCUAUACCUGUGACAGACAGUGACUGUUUAGCGCAUUAUAGGAAUGUAACUGGCUCAGACACUAAUUUUCCGGACCGUAAUAUUGGCUCCAGCAGCAUAUUGAGCAGUCCUAAUUUGGUGCUGGACAACCUCACAUACAAUCUGCCAGUGGCUUUUCCUGCGUUGCCCAGUGGCACACCAGUAACCACAGAGGCUGCCACUGGAGGGUACAGCCCUCACCCCCAGGUGUCCCCAGCAUUUUGUCCUCUACCUCCGUGUUCAGAAACUUACCAAGCCCUGGAAGAUGUCUGUUAGACCAGUCAACCUUACCACAUUCUGGAAAAUAUCUGGCAGGCCAGCCAACGUGAGAGUAAUGGGAGAUCUCUUGGAAAGUGAUGACUGUGCUUUUGGCGUAGUUGAAAGCUCUGCCCAGGUCAAACUGUCACAUCCCUUGCAUGGAGAUCCGUUUAGGCACAUGGAGGUCAUGCAUUGUCAACUGGCUCCCUGCUCAGUUUCUUACCAAUCUUGUGUUUAUGUGUAUUUUGAUUAAACAAAUAUGUUCUUUUCAAUGUCAUAGGAUGACAAGGACAUCACUUUUUAAGUACAAAGUAUUAUUGCCUGUAUAAGUAAGGAUUACAUAGACUUACAGAUGCAGAACAAGAGUUGAAACAUUGAAGUGUCCAGCCACCCUUCUACAGUACAUGUUAAUUUUCCCUGCUCCAACUGUUUGGAGCAGUAAAUUGAGAGUGAUGAUUACAUUCCUUGUAGCUUAGUUGGAAAUUCAACAUUUGUCAGCUCUUCAAGGCCCUAAGAUCGAUGUCUUGGGUGGCAUCAUGUGUGUUACGUUUUUGGUAUUUAAAAAAGAAUGUUACAAGAAGAUGCAUUUGCCUAUGGUUACAUUUCUGAUAUGCUAGUGCCACACACACAUUAAGAUUGGCAGCCAAAGGGUAACCAUUCCUGAGUUCAGUCUUCAUACUUAAGUGUUAGCUCCAAAUCUCUGGAAUGCAAUAAAUAAGAUUAGCUGAA